Messenger RNA from Nycticebus coucang (slow loris), 8305 nucleotides. Its product is annotated as zinc finger protein 420-like. The transcript has 3 exons. Gene Ontology annotation, biological process: regulation of transcription by RNA polymerase II. Gene Ontology annotation, molecular function: DNA-binding transcription factor activity; RNA polymerase II cis-regulatory region sequence-specific DNA binding. The record is from RefSeq and is a predicted model, not a curated record. Bases 117 to 2441 code for a protein of 774 amino acids. Lineage: Eukaryota; Metazoa; Chordata; Mammalia; Primates; Lorisidae.
CGGCCGCCAAAGUCAGUCAGUGUUCGCUGCUCCCGCCUUUCUCAGGACGUCCCUGGUGUCUCUUCUCGGUCCCUGUCGCCCAGUGACUCUCAGGUACUGCAAGAUCUGUAAGGAGGAUGCCGGGACGACACGGAAGGCAGGAAGCGGAACUGUUGACAUUCAGGGAUGUGGGCAUAGAAUUCUCUCCAGAGGAGUGGGAAUACCUGGACACUGCUCAGCGGAAUUUGUAUAGGGAUGUGAUGUCAGAGAUCUCCAGACACCUGGACUUUGUAGCACUACAUAGUAAAGGAAGCAAUAACCAGUCUUUCGAAAGCCUCAGAGAAACACAAGACUUUGGAUAUGAGAUUGGAUUACGUGUUCAGUCAAAUAUUUCUGAAGACCAGAAACUUAAAAGUGAAGAGGAUAUUUCUAAAUGCAAUCAAUUUGAUGAAUCUUUCCUUAAAACUUUAUUAUCCUUCCACCAACAAAUACUAUCAUCAGAUGCCAAAAUGUACAAAUGUGAUCAGUAUGGCAAGGUAAAGUUUACCCAGUUACCACUGCUUAAUCAAUAUCAGGAAAUAAAUAAUUGGAAGAAACAUUACAUGUUCAAUAAAACUUUGAUGUUUUUUAUCCAGAGCUUUACUCUAAAUAAUUACCAAGAUACUGAUAUUGAUAUGAGAAAUUAUGACUGCGAUAAACCUGAAAAAUUUGUAAACCCCAUCUCUUGCUCUAGAAAAUAUCGGAAAGCUCAAUAUCCAGACAUCCAGUACAAAUGUGAAAAAUGUGAGAAAGUCUUUCACCAAUGUUUAAAGCUUAUUAGUUAUAAGGAUAUCCAUACUCAAGAGUUUUCCUACAAAUGUAAUAAACAGGUUGAAGCUUUUUACCUGUCAGGGAAUCAUUGUCAAAAUGAUGGGAUUCAUACUGGAGAAAAAUCAUACAGACGUAAUAAAUGUGAGAAAGUCUUCACUCAGUCAUCCAAUCUAAGAAUAUGCAAAAUAAACCGUGCUAAAAAAAGCAUCUACAAAUGUCAAGAAUGUGGCAAAGUCUUUAACCUUAGUUCACUCCUUACUCAACAUCUAAGAAUUCAUACUGGAGAGAAACCCUACAAAUGUAAAGAAUGUAGUAAAGCCUUUAGUCAGAUUGCACAUCUUAGACAACAUGAGGUUCUUCAUAGUGGAAAGAAACCCUAUAAAUGUAAAGAAUGUGGUAAAGCCUUUAGUCAGAUUGCACAUCUUAGACAACAUGAGAGAAUUCAUACUGGGGAGAAACCCUAUAAAUGUGAAGAAUGUGGCAAAUUCUUUACUCAGUCUUCAAGUCUUCGACAACAUGAGAUACUUCAUACUGGAGUGAUACCCUACAAAUGUGAAGAAUGUGGCAAAGCCUUUAAGUAUCACUCCAGGUUUAUUCAACAUCAAAGAAUUCAUACAGGAGAGAAACCCUACAAAUGUAAAGAAUGUGGUAAAGCCUUUACUCAGAUCGCACAUCUUAGAACACACGAGAAAAUUCAUACUAGCGAAAAUGCAUACAAAUGUGAAGAAUGUGGCAAAGGCUUUAACUAUCAUUCAAGGUUUAUUCAGCAUCAACGAAUUCAUACAGGAGAGAAACCCUACAAAUGUAAAGAAUGUGGUAAAGCCUUUACACGGAUUGCACAUCUUAGAACACAUCAGUUAAUACAUACUGGAGAGAAGCCUUACAAAUGUAAGGAAUGUGACAUAUCUUUUACUCAGUCUUCACAUCUUAGACAACAUGAGAUACUUCAUACUGGAGAGAUACCCUACAAAUGUGAAGAAUGUGGCAAAGCCUUUAAAUAUCAUUCAAUGUUUAUUCAACAUCAAAGAAUUCAUACGGGAGAGAAACCCUACAAAUGUAAAGAAUGUGGUAAAGCCUUUACUCAAAUUGGACAUCUUAGAUCACAUGAGUCAGUUCAUACUGGAGAGAAACCCUACAAAUGUGAACAAUGUGACAAAGCCUUUAUCUAUCGUUCGAAGUUUAUUCAACAUCAAAGAAUUCAUACAGGUGAGAAACCCUACAAAUGUAAAGAAUGUGGUAAAGCCUUCACUCGUGUUGCAAAUCUUAGAACACAUAGGUUAAUUCAUACAGGAGAGAAACCCUACAAAUGUAAAGAAUGUGGUAAAGCCUUUACUCAACUUCCACAUUUUAGAACACAUAAGACAAUUCAUAAUAGAGAGAACCCGUACAAUUGUGAAGAAUGUGGCAAAGCCUUUAACUAUCGUUCACACUUUAUUCAACAUCAAAGAAUUCAUACAGGAGAGAAACCCUACAAAUGUAAAAAGUGUGGUAAAGCCUUUACUCAACUUGCACAUCUUAGAACACAUGAGACGAUUCAUACUAGAGGGAAGCCAUACAAAUGUAAAGAAUGUGGCAUAUUCUUUCCCAAGUCUUCAAAGCUUAGGCAACAUCAGAAAAUACAUAAUAAAAAGAAGCCAUACAAAUGUAAAUAAUAUGGCCAACUUUUUAUGUGCACAGCAAGCUUUAGAAAGCAUCAGUUAGUUCAUAUUGUAUAGAAACACAUAUAAAUGUAAAGAAUGUGGUAAGGCCUUUCUUUACUUUUCAAAUCUUAGACAACAUGAGAGAAUUUACACAAAUAUGAAGAAGGUGGGCAUAUCUUUACCCAGUCUUCAAGGCUUAGACAACAUCAGAAGAUUCAUAAUGGAGAGAACCCCUACAAAUAUGAGGAAUGGGACUAAAUAUGUUGCUAUAGUUAAUGCCUUACUCAGUAUCUGACAAUUUAUACUACAGAAACCCUAUAAAUGUAAUAUAUGUGUAUAGGGUUUUAUCCCAAAUAUACAACUUAGAAAUCACCAGAGCGUUUAUAGAGAAUGAAAAUUUACAAGUGAAAUAAAUAUGCAGAAUUAUUUAAUCAAAACUUAAGCCUCAGUGUGUCAGAGAAUUCACACAAGUAAAAACUCAAUACACUUUCAGAUUUUACAGUAACCCAGAGUAUUUCUUGUGGAAACGUAGAGAACAAUGUAAAGACGAAGCAGUUAGAUAAUUUAUCUGAUGGUAUUUUAUAAAAUAUGAAGAACAUUGAUAAUAAUUCUGCCAUGUGGGUACUUUAUAUUGAUAGUAUUUGAAAUUCUUUAAAAGCAAAUAUUGGUGCAAUUUAAAUUUCAAAUUUGUUGAUGCUAUACCUUCAGCCGUAAUGUUUAUGUGAUAUGUGAUCUAUUGUUUCUGCAUCAAAUCUAUGAGAGGCUAUUCAAUGUUAUGUGACUGUGAUUUUACAUUUCUCCCUGAAAGCUUGAUGGCCAAUGUAAAAUACUUUAUGAAACUCUAAAGAAAGAUAAUUUUUGUUUUUGAAUUAUAAAACAAUGAUGUAUGUAAGCAUUUAGUAUGUUAUCAGGGCAUUUUUCUUUAAGAAAAAUUUUAAGAAAUUUUCAAAAUAAAUAAUUUUACCAUUUGCUUCUUAAGCAUUAAAAACUGGUCAGUUGGCACCUGUGGCUCAAAGGAGUAGGGUGCUGGACCCAUAUGCUGGAGGUGGCGGGUUCAAACCCAGCCCCAGCCAAAAACUGCAAAAAAAAAAAAAAAAAAAAAAAAAAGAAAGAAAAAAACUGGUCAGUUAAAAUAAUAAAGUAGAAUAAAAUAGAAAUAUUGGACCAUUUUUUGAUGUGAUUCUGGACACGAAAAUCUUGAAUUUUAUUUGAAAUAAUGGGAAAAAAGUGUCUUAACAGAUAUGAGAGGAAAGUGAAAAAAUAGAGAGAACCCAUACAAUGGUGAAGAAUGUGGCAGAGCCUUUAACUAUUGUUCACACUUUAUUCAACACCAAAGAAUUCAUACAGGAGAGAAAUCCUAUAUGGAAGGUUAUAUGUAUAUUCAAAUUAAUGUACACUCAGUAUUUAUCAAUCUUUAAAGUAAAUAAAGCGUAAAUCUAAGAUUACUAUCUUAGACAAAAAAUAAUGCUUUUUGGGUACUUAAUGAUUGAGGACCACACAAAUUUUAAAAUGCUUUAUUAGUCUGUGGGUAAUUUUGAUUAAUAAAGCUAAGUGUUUUUUAAUGUUUUCACACUGAUGUGCAAUAAAUGAAAUGUUAUCUGGUCACCAGUGUUAAACUAUCUCAUCUUGUCCAAGAUUGUAGUUAACAGAUUAAAAUAAUGUGGAUAACACAGUGGAGUAACUCUUUUAGUAAUCUCUUUUUUGUGAAGAACUAAACUUUCAAUAAUUUGGAGAAUACUUGCUAUUUUGUGUCCUUUUCUCCAUUUUGUAACUAUGGGGAUGUUAAUAUGGCCAGGGAUGCCUGAUGACCUCUGUGGCCUCAGCCUUGGCCAUCUCUUCCUCCUCCUAAGUUCCUUUUUUCAUCCUCACUUUUAACCUCAUCUGUUUUCUACUGCCAGUUUCCAAUAUGGAGACUUCUCAGUCAUGGAUUCCCUUUCUUCACCUUUAGACUUCCUCUUAAUUUACCUCAAGCCCCUACACCUUUAUCUUGACCUUAAACCUAAAUGCCUCAUCUUUUUCUGUAAUACCACUUGGCCUAUGUACAAACUAGACAGUGGUUCACAUGGCUUGAAAAUGGCACCUUUGACAUUUCAAUCCUCAGUGAUCUCGACAAAUGCUGUCAGAGAUUGGGCAAAUGAUUAGAAGUCUCUUACAUUCAUGCCGCCUUCCUUCUCUGAAUCAUUCUUUCUUUGUAUUUCUCUUGUGAACCCUCUCAAAUUUUUCUUUCAUGGGCCAAACCAGCCCUCCCUGAGCUCCCUGAACCCCUCAGCUCUCUUCUAUCUUCCUUUGACUCAGCAGACAACACUCCCCCUCAGUCUCCCCCACAACCACUCCCCCAGCCUCCUCCCUACCCACAGAAUUCCACCCCAUACCCCCUCUUUCCUCUGCUGCCCACCCAUCUUCCACCACCCACAGGCGGGAAAGGAAAGAUGGCAGACCCAAUUCCCCCCUCCCCCUUACUAGGUCUGGCCAUGCCUUUGGAUUUUCUGCUUCUGGAACACCACAACCUCUGUACCCCUCUGAAAAGUUGCAGGAAUGGAAGUUAUCAUCAGGAUUCAUGUCUCCUUUUCUCUCUCAGAUCUGCCUCACAUAUGUCAGAAACCAGAUUCGUACUCCACAGCUCCCACAAAAUACACUCAAGAAUUCAUAUAUUUAAACCAAUCAUAGGAUUUGACCUGGCAUGAUUUAUAUGUCAUCUCACCUCCAUCCUAACUUCAAAGGAGAGGGAACAGGUCUGGACCUACGCUGAGGUCUGCACUGAAGAUCUACGGAGGACAGACCAAACCCUGCUGGAGGGCAUUAGGGCCAAAUCCCAGGGAGACUCCAAUUAGAAUUACCAAAAUAAUACUCAUGAAGUGCGCCUUCAUAACCACAUGGUCCCGGGUCUCUUAGAGGAACUUAAAAAAGCAGCCUGCAGGGCCAUCAAUUUUAACAAACUAAAAGAACCCCAAAACUGGGGGAAAAUCCUGCCCAGUUUUUAUCCUGUCUCAAUGAUAUCCUCCACCACUAUACUGCCCUAUCGCCAGAAAGCAACAAGGGCAGACUCAUUAUAAACAUGCAUUUUAUCUCCCAGUCUGCACCCAGCUUUGGUCAAGUUCUUUCCUCUCCCUAUAAACCUCUCUGUCCUGAACACGCUCCCUCCAACUCCAUGAUCUCUGCUAUCCAUUUUACCUCUCUUCAAAACAACAAGGAUGUGCAGUAGGGGUCCUAACACAGAAAUCUCACAGUGACCACCUCCCAAUAGCAUUCUUCUCAAAGCAGAUAAAAUUUACAACAGUGGCAGCCACAUUUCUCUUUUUUCUGAAGGCCAAGAAACUUACCCACCACACCCCCACUUAUCUACAUACUUCUCACAAUGUUCUAUCCCUUUUAAAACACCAAUACUUACCAUCUUUACUUUCUGAACCUCAUUUACUCCAGUUCCUAAUCCUUUUUGUAGAAAAUCCUAAUCUCCACUUUCUCCCUGACCCUGCAUAUGACCCUCCAUCUUCAUUAGCUCCCCUCCACUCCCAUGACCCUCACACUUUUCAGAACUCAUUCCAUGAUUGCUGGUCUUUAGUCAUGGUAACAUUACAACCUUUUCCCAGCAUUGCUUUCUUUCCCUUACCUAACCCUGAAGACACCUGGCUUAUCAAUGGCAGUUCUUCUAAGCCCACUGCCUACUCCAUUGCCAAGGCAGGCUUUGCCAUUGUAUCCUUUCCCUGCAUUAUCGCCUCAGCUACUGUGGCCCCCAGCACCUCCUCACAACAGCCCUCACUAAAGCCUUACAACUCACACAAGGCUGCUUCGUUAACAUGUACACGGAUUUUAAGUAAACUUUCCACAUAAUCCAUCACCGUGCAGCCAUAUGGUGAAAAAGAGGAUUCAUUACCACCCAAGUCUCCUCUAUUGUCAACAUCACAUUCAUUAAAAACCUCCUGAAUGCAGCCACUUUCCCAAAGAAGUGGCCAUCAUCUUCUGUAAAGGGCAGAAUGAAACAGAUGCAAUUUCCAAAGGCAACCAGAAAGUUGAUAUAGAAGCCAAAUGGCCAGCUCAAUGCCCCUACACCCCUACCCCCAGAAGAGCAUUUCUUGUCCUUGCAUAAAUUCUCUCUGGCAUACACAUACAAAGAACAGAACAAUUACUGGCAUCUUCCCACACAGGGAGGAUGGUUCCUUCAAUGGGGAAAAUUCAUUCUUCCUUUCUCCCAAGGACAGAAUAUCCUCUCUUCCCCCCACAAUAGUCUUAACACUGGCUUCAAGUCUCUUACACCCUUAUUUCUUUGCUCCUUUUCCACCCACAACUAUCUUCCAUUUUAAAACAGAUAACCCAGUCUUACACAAUUUGUAUUCAGGUCUCACCCCAGAGGCUAUAACCCCUCCCCCUUUUCCCACACAUCAGGCCCAGGCCCCAACCCCUGGACAAGACUGGCAGAUUGACUUCACCCACAUGCCUCCUGUAUGAAAACAGACUUCUAGGUUAGGUGAAUACCUUCUUGGGGCGGGUCGAAGCCUUCCCCCACGACAGGCAAGAAAACUCAUGAAGUUGUCUCCACCCUCCUCCAUCACAUUCUUAGAUUUGGCCUCCCAACUCCAUUUAGAGUGACAAUGGCUCAGCUUCAGUUAGCCAGAUCACCUCCAUACUUCACAAGCCCUAGGAGUUCAGUGGCGCUUACAUGUGCCUUAUAGUCCCCAAUCAUCAGGAAAAAAUAGAACAAAUGAACAAAAUCAUUAAACAACAUUUCACCAAAUUAGUAUUCCAACACAAGAUUGGAUUAAGCUCCUCCCAUCACUUUACUCUGCAUUCACUUUACCCUUUACAAACUGCUCUUUUAUAGCCCCCCCUUUUUUUAAAGGAAAAAAAUCAUUUACUGUUCUUGUUAAUUUUCAGCAUUACCAACACAAAGGGUGAUACGAUUCUGUAGUUCUCAGAAAACAUUUUCAAGCUGAUUUUCAGUAAUAUCAGCAAUCACAUCUGUUAUCCUAGCUUUCACAUGUCCCUAUAAAAAGAAACCAAAUGGAGUUAAAUAUGGUGAAUGGGGAGGCCAGGAAAAUGGUCCACCUUUUCCAAUCCAUCUGUUAGGGAAUUUCUCAUGUAGAAACUGUCUAACACGCAAAGCAAUGCAACAAAAAGAAUCAUCUUGUUGAAACACUAUGUUCUCUAUCAGUCCUAAUUCAGGUUGAGGAAUAAAUAAUUUUGCAGCAUUUCUAAAUAGCUAUCACCAUUAAAACCCCUUUCAAAAAGAAGGGCCGUAGGACUCAAUUUUUGCCCAAAGCACAUUACACAUCAGCUUUGGGAGAAUCUCUUUUAUGUUCAACAGACUUGUGGAUUUUCAGUUCCCCAAAUAUGACAAUUAUGCCUGUUGACUUUGCCACUAACAUGGAAUGUUGCUUCAUUGCAGAACAUUAAAUUACUCAAAAAUGAAUGAUUGCUAAAUUUUUCAUUGAACUGGUGACAGAAAGUUGUGCAUGAUAAUCCUCCUAUCAUUUGAUGCACUUGAAUUUUGUAUGCUUUCAUGUGAAGUCUUGUCCGCAGAAUCUUUUGUACAGUAGCUUUGGAAGCCUCAGCUCUAGGGAUACCUGUCUUAAUGACUUUCUUAGAUUUGCCUGAAAGGUUUCUUCUACAAAUGCUACAGUUCCUUCACUAACAUGUGGCCUACCAGACUGUGGCUUAUCAUUGACAGAGCUUGUUUCUUUAAUUUUUUCCAUCCACUUUGAUUUGGAAUUCCUGUGUGGUGCUUCUUUCUUGUAAUGGGUUCUAAACCUUUGGACAGCAGCAGCAGAUUUUAGUUCAACCAACCAAAGAACACAAUUUUCUCUCUCCUCUAGUGAAGCCAUAGGUCCAUAAUUAAAGUCAAACUAUUUCAGGGUGGCACCUGUGGCUCAGUGAGUAGGGCG